Triplophysa rosa is the source of this 3641-nucleotide messenger RNA. Its product is annotated as TATA box-binding protein-associated factor RNA polymerase I subunit B-like. The coding region runs from base 88 to 1806 and encodes 572 amino acids. Gene Ontology annotation, biological process: RNA polymerase I preinitiation complex assembly; nucleolar large rRNA transcription by RNA polymerase I. Gene Ontology annotation, molecular function: RNA polymerase I core promoter sequence-specific DNA binding. Gene Ontology annotation, cellular component: RNA polymerase transcription factor SL1 complex; RNA polymerase I core factor complex. The transcript has 15 exons. The record is from RefSeq and is a predicted model, not a curated record. NCBI's taxonomy places the organism in Eukaryota, Metazoa, Chordata, Actinopteri, Cypriniformes, Nemacheilidae.
CGCGGCCAUAUUGAAAAUGUUAACUGCUUGAUGAGAGCUAAGAACAGAAACAACUUGUUGUAUACAUUUUAAUCGGCUGAUGCUACCAUGGACGAAUAUCUCACUGAUGGAUACAGUGAGCCAUGCGCUCAGUGCGCUGCUGUUGACUGGGGAGUUUCAAACGAGGGACAGUUCUUCUGCAAAAACUGUUACAAUGUGACCGAGAAAAUGAGAGAGGUGACGGACGAAUUCACCCUUUACAUAAAGAACAGCAGGAUCUCAAGGAUUGCAAAACCCAUGAAAACUGAAAAGAAAUGUGCACGAGAGUGGAUGGUCUGUGAGGGUUUUCAGGUCGUUCUGAAAUGCCAGGCUGAUGCUUUGGUUAGUCUUGGUGUUUGUUUGCAGUUUAAGACAGAAGUAUUGUGGAAUUUCUGGACGAGAUACCUACAGAACACCAGGCAAGCUUUCGUCAGCAACCCGAUUUCCACUGUGGAUCAAAACUCUGAGUCGGAGAGUGAGACAGAGUCUGUGGUCUGUUCUGAGUAUUCAUUUUGGAAUGGGGCUCCUUCAGAGGCAGGAGAGGUGAAAGACUCAGGCAGCUCCACUGGUGGACGGUCAGGCUCUUUGGAUGCUUUGUCAUACAGUCACAGGGUAGACAGGAAAACCUAUAAUGUUAUGACCAUGCCACGGACACUAGCCCUGUGCUAUCUGGCUCUGCUGUGGGUGCGAGAGGCCAUCACUCUGGCUGAUUUACUGAGGCUGGUGAAAGAGAGACAUGUUCCAUACUUAAACAUUCAUGACAAUUUUCCAGAAGAUAUGAAACUUUUUGGGAGAGAUUCUCUAAUCUUUCGAGUGGACUCCAUACCUUCAUACUCAACGGUCCACAAAGAAGCUGUAGAUCUGGCUCAGGUUAUGAAAUUGCCUGCCUUCCCAAUGGUCUCUCAAGAUUGCUUGCUCCACCCAAUUCCACUUACUGUCCGCUAUCUGCUGGAAUCCAACCUACCUGAUGGGCUUCUUGUUUGGGUCCACAAGGUUAUAGAUGAAGCUUCAAUGGGAGAUGACUCCUUCCUGACCUUUGACCCUGUCAAGCAGAAGCCUGCUCUCGUAUGCUAUGACAUUCAGGCAGCAGCUGUCAUUAUUGUCACCAUGAAGCUCCUUUUCAAGUUGGAUGAUCGGGUGGAGUGGACUUCAUCUGGGAAAGCAGCCAGUGAGAAGAAAAAGAAAGUGUUCAAUGUAGAAAGGUGGUAUAAAGUAAUGCAGCCUGCCUUUGAGCGAGCUCGACAGAAGAUGGAACGAGAAGAAGCCCGACAACUAUGGAAAUCCCACAAACCUUUCAUCACAUCUCUAAAAGACAAGAGUUUGGUUUUCAAAAAGAGACGUGUGGUUAAUCAUCUGCAGCACAGAUUUCAGAAGUUAACUGACUCCACUCCAGAACAACAGUGUUUCACCACAACCGCUUUCUCCAGCUUUCACUUCCACUGGGGAAAAGAACAGGGUUCAGACGGUCCCAGUUUGCAUCAACACCGGCUGCACUGUACCUUCAAGAAAAAAGGGGUCAAGAGGCUUACCAACCGAAAAUACUGGCAUACAGUUCUAAGUGUCUGCCCACCUACUUGUAGCAAUCAUUUCUCAGAAAUUGAGGCCAGCCUGCCCAGGAUGUACGUGUGGCUCCUUGAUCUCUUCUCAUUUCUGCUGGGGGUCAGUCAAGCACAAGUCCACAAAGAGGUCCUCAACGUAGAACGAUGCUUAAUGGAGAGAGAACUUCUGUCUGUGUCUAAAGAGACUCCUUCCCCCAAAAAACGGACAAAAAAACCUAGAAAAAUCUAAGGCAGUGGAAUUUUUUCUCAAAUAUACCUUUUUCACAAUUUGAUCUGUGGCAUGAUCUGUGAUAUGACCUUUGUAAGGUUUAAAUAAUGUAAAGUUUUGUUUUUAUUUGGAUAAUUACCAUGUCAGUGAACUGUACUGUAUUUAUUACCCAUUUAGGCCACACCCACACCAGGGGAAAACAAUGCAACCCUCUCCAUUUCUAUUGCGGGAAGCUGCCUCUUUAUUUCUGACUUAUAACCAGGUGUAAAGAGUACCUGAAAACCAUACUUAAGUAAAAGUACAUAUACCUUGCAGCGAAUAUUACGCCAUUACAAGUUACAAGUCUCCAUUCCAAAACGACUUCAGUAAAAGUCUUAGAGUAUCUGAUUUUGACAGUACUUGAGUAUUUUACUCGUACUGAAUGUAGGCUCAAAGCAGCACUAGUCGUCAACACUUAAGAGACAUGUCAGUGAAAAACAAGAAACAGUUGAUUUGUGAGGAGAGAAAUCGCAUUUAUUUUCUUAAAUCAUAAUAAGACUGAACACCUUAAAAUUGCAACAAAUCAUGGUCGACACCAUAACCCACGUCUAUUACAAACACCCAAGUCUCAUUUAAGCUCAAGUAAACCUUCAAAAAUGUCUCUUCAAUAUAACAGAUAAAUAAAAUAAUGUUAAGUCAAAUUAAAAAGUCAAAGCCUUAAUGCUGGUUUUGGCCUCAUCGCAAGCAGCAGUCAUGUUCUCAUUUCACAUAUAAACUGCCAGCGAUUGACAACUACCUGAUAAUGCACCCGUAUUCACAUAAAAAGCCAUGUUGACAAGUUUUAGUAAGUAAGUGCAAAAUCAACAAGAUAUAGUAGCUUCAAUGCCCUGUAAAUGGCAAUAUUAAUUAUUCUGUAGCAAAAAUAAACUGCUGCAAAAAAGAUUGGUGCCAUGCAAAAUGUAAUGUGUAAUUGCAUUAGUCAUUACAAAUGUAGUGGAGUAAAGAGUACAUAUGCUUGUUCAAAAAUGUAGUCAAGUAGAGAGUGAAAGUUGCUAAUGUCUUUAAUACUCAGUAGAACCAAGUAGCCAAAAAGAUACUUAAGUACAGUAACUAAUUACAUUUACUCCAAUACUUUACACCACAGCUUAUAACAAAAAACAGAACGAUGUCUAAAAGCUGCUGCGUGAUAAGGUGUACAGUAAAGCUAAAAAAAAACAGAACUAAGUUUUAUGAGCUACGGAACCAAAAGCCAGACUUUAAGGGGACAAUAGUGGAUACAUGCAAUAAGACGUGAAGCAUCAGCAGGAAGAAUCGGUAAAUUGUAGGAUCCUGACACACUCCGUAUGCCUAACGAUACGUGUGCACAGUAAACAGUUUGUCACUUGUGAAUCAAAUAUCCAAACGUCAGUUUUAUAUAUUAUGUUUCUGUAAGCUAAGCUCUAAACUGUAACGUUAGCAUUUUGACACUGUGCAACUUAUUAGAAUGUGGAUAAAGCAAAAAGCUACGCAGUAACGUUAUGUUUGCGAGUGCUAAUAUAAACAGCUUCUCCAACUACGACAAUAUGUCGCGCUCCACUUUUGUGUCCUUAAACGCUCGUUUUUUUGGGGUGGACAGCUUAUAAAAACGUAGUUCUGUUUUUUUUAGCUUGUUUACUGUACACCUUGUCACAGCAGUUUUAAACAUCGUUCAGUUUUUUGUUAUAAGUCAGAAAUGACAAGGAGGGUUGGAAUGUUUUCCCAACAGUGGGAGUGUUUUUUACACAAUGACGCGUUGCGCUCUGUCUCUAUUCAAUGCUUUAAGGUGAAACUGUUAAAUUUUCACCAUUGCUUGCUGGUGUGAAGCAUCAACCUAGCAAAAUCACAUUAAAGGGAAAAAA